Ectocarpus sp. CCAP 1310/34 is the source of this 2553-nucleotide messenger RNA. NCBI's taxonomy places the organism in Eukaryota, Phaeophyceae, Ectocarpales, Ectocarpaceae. The record is from the annotation of a GenBank genome assembly.
UAUACGUAGCCCGUGGCGCGAGAAGACGGCAGCAAAGAAAGGAACUGAAGCUGAGAUACGGUGGGUACAGAGAGCCGUGGUCCGUAGUUCGCAAUACAGGCGAGGAACGGAGGGAUAGCAGAAUCCCUAGGCGCACGCUGUGGGCCCCCCUGAGCGGCCGGCCCGCACAGCGGGCACAAGAACCAGCGAGAGCUAGCGAGCGGGGGUGGGAGAGGAGAGAUUAAGUGAGAAAAGAACCCGGUACCUUCGACAGCAGCGAGUGAGUUCACCAUGACAAGCAACGUUGCGAAGAAAAGCGCCAAGCCGCCCUCGAAAGCAAAGUCUGCAAGGUCGUCGCCUUCGCUGCUCAAGGUAGUGGUACGGCGUCUUCCCCACCAGAUGAAGGAGGAGGAGUUCGUCGAGGCCCUGACAGCGGCGGCCUCUGACGCGGGGAUGGGAGAGCGGGGGGGCUCGUGGGACCUCAUGUACUUCACGCCGGGCAAGAUGAGCAAGAAGAGAGGCAGGGUGACGGGGACGGCGUACCUCCACAUCGACCGCGAGUGGGGGGCCAACGCCGACCUGAGCCUGUCCAAGCUGCGCGCCGCGGUUUCGGCCUCCGACGCCUUGACGCCGGCCGCGGAGCCUGCGUCCUCCUCCUCCAAGGAGGGAAGCGGCGGCAAGCAGAGCGGGGGUGGCGUCGCGUCGACGACGGCGACCGCGGGACCCACGGUUGAGACCGCCCCGUUUCAGAAGCUCUUCAAGCAGAAGCCCAAGCGGGACGUUCGCGUGGGCACGAUCGAGAAGGACGCGAGCUACAAGGCCUUCUGCGCCGCGCUGCAGUCGCCGGCGCAGCCGCUGCCGAGCGCGGACGUCCAGGCCGACAUCAGGGAGUCCGAGGGGAAGGAGGAGCCCAAGCCGCAGAACGCUCUCCUCGACUUCCUGCGCGAGAGGGGCGCGAGGAGGGUCAGGGAUAGCCAGCGAGCGGCGGCGCUCGGCUCCUCCGCGAGUCGGGGUAGCGUCGGCGGCGGCGGGAGUAGCAGCCGGAGGACCACGGGGGGGGUUGCCGCUGGGUCGGCGACGGCGACGAGGACGGCGGCAAGGUCGACAUCGGCAGCGACCGCGAAAACGUCAUCGGCUAAGAACGCGCCAUCGUCUUCGCGGCCCCAGCCACCACCGCCGCCACCGGCCGCCGCUCCGCGAGGAUGCCAAAAAGCAACAGCAACAACAACAACCGGGUCGGCGGGGGGAGUCAGCGUGAUGUCGGCAUCGUACAGGGCGGCGAAGGCGGCGGCGGCGGAGGCGGAGGCGGCCAAGGCGACCAAGGCGGCGGCGCCAACGCUGGCGUCGACGCCGGCCACCAAACAACAGGAGGCUCCGUCGGCAGCAUCAAAGAGCCGUCCUGGCUCCGCGAGGGGCGGCGGUAGCAAAACGGCGGGGAAGAGCAGCGCCUCGGCCGGGCCACCAACACCGCGCAUACUGUCAAGGGCGAAGGAGUCGGUGACGAAAGGUCAACCUCCGGCGGCAGCGGAGGCGGCGACAGCGGCAGCCGCGACUUCCUGGGCUCAGGGUUCGACAGGAACUACCAACCCAUCCUCACGGAGCGGGGGCGGCAGCGGCGGCGUCGACGGCGGGAGACGAGGGGGAGGAGGCAGCGGAAAAGGGCGAGCUGGUGGGAAGUCUUCGUCUAGCAGCCAUAGGUCGAAGAAGUAGUUGGGAGCAAUGGUGGCAGUAGCAGCGGUGGUAGAACGUGAAGGGAUUGGCCUCGGCCGCUGUGCGUUGCGAUCAAGGGGCAGGUCUCGCUCUCGGGAGGUUGCACUUUGCGCAAGCAAGGUUUGGGUGUUUCCGUGUAGAUCGGGACGGUCUUGUGGGUCUGUCGGCCUGACUUUCUGUGUAAGAUGUGCGAAAAGACUUGCUUGCUGAGUUUCAAUUCCAUUCUCCCCAUCGCCGAAUCGGUUCAUGAAGUCGUGCGACAGCAGUGGCAGCGACAGGUGCUUUGUGAUGCGGCGUCUAGGAAGGGAACGCUCGGUUUCACCUUCCCUGCCGUCCAAUCGGUAUCCCGGGGUCCGGCUUUGUACUCGGCUGCCCUGAGGACGGCGGUGUUUUGAAUGCUUGAGGCCGGCAGACUUCAGGAUAUGCCUUAGGUCCCCACGUGCCGUCGGCAUAGACUGCCGUGGAUUGCUCCGAACAGAGGGCCUCGUGGAUAUUCUGUUGGGUUGGCCGCCAGGCAAUGACGAUACGUGUCUGCUUGCCCCCCCGUAGCGCAUGACACUCUCGAGACACCAAUUUAGGCGACGAGAGCUCCAGGCGAUGUGCUCGUGUCUAGGGUUAGUAUUAUGUACAGGAUCGAGGAUGUAGUGCCUGAAACCACAGACUGGCUUUUUGUCAAGCAGGCUUACAGAGAUGGGUCUGUGUCUUACAGAGUUGGUACAGCGUCAUGCAGCCUCACGAUCAUGUAGCAAGUUAGAGGAAGCUCUUGCCCGCCAGGAACCUGUCACCGAAUUGGGAAAUUCCUUUCACGCCUUCGGACCGUCAGAUCGAAUUAGUCGUCAACGAAGAGCAAAAUGUUGCCUUCGU